AUGACAAAAAUUCAACCGUUAUUCAAUAGAAUUGCUAUAAUCGGAGGAGGCCCAGCUGGCCUUGCUGCCGCUAAAGCACUUGCUUUGGAACCAGUUGAUUUCGCAGCGAUUGAUGUAUUCGAAAGAAGAGAUCACUUGGGUGGUUUGUGGUAUCACAAUGGUAACAAGUCUUUAAUUCAUCCUCAUGUUCCAAGUGUUGAUCCAUCUGUCGGUGAGAUUGCUGAUAAGAAUGCCAGUGCACCUGACUUGUAUUUUUCAGCAAUUUACAAGUUUAUGGAAACAAACAUUAGUCACUGGUUGAUGCUGUAUCGUGAUGUUUCGUUCCCUUCAGGGACGUUCACUUUCCCAGAAAGGAAAAAGGUGUUGAAGUAUAUCCAAGAGUACAUCGGUACCAUACCUCAUGAAAAGGUAAACACUCGGAUAAACUCCAAUGUGACGCGUGUUGAAAAAGUGGGUCACGUGUGGGAGAUUGAUGUGGAAAAUGAUGACGAAACUGUGUCGUGUUUAGAGUAUGACGCUGUGAUUAUUUCCAAUGGUCAUUUCAAUAAACCAUUUAUUCCCGAUGUGGAAGGUUUGUCUGAGUGGAAUGAAAAUAUUCCAAAUUCCAUCCUCCAUUCGAAGUAUUUUGAAUCACCGAAUACUUAUAGAGGGAAAAGGGUGUUAGUAAUUGGCAACGCAGCCAGUGGUGUUGACAUAUCAACUCAAAUCAGCACAGUUGCGGAACAGGUUUAUGUUUCAGUUAGAGAUUUGGAUAAAAUCGGUUUUCAAAAUGAUUUGAUUGAGUACCUUGGUUUAAUUGAGAAAUAUGACUGGAAGAAUAGAUCAGUCGUUACUGAGUCGGGUCAUAAAUAUACCAAUAUUGACGUUGUUAUUUUCUGCACUGGUUAUUUCUACAGUAUGCCGUUUUUGCGCAAUGAUGUGAUUAGAGAAGGAUCUCAGGUGUAUGAUAUAUACAAACAGAUCUUCAAUAUUUACGAUCCAUCACUCACCUUUGUUUGCUUAUUGAAGAAUAUCAUUCCUAUGCCCUUGUCUGAAUCACAAUCCGCAUUGAUUGCCAGAUAUUACAGUGGGCGAUAUGAACUCCCAAAUCAAGAAGAGAGACAAAAAUCAUACGAAAAGGAUUUGGCUGAAAAGGGAACAGGGUCAAAAUUUCACGUUUAUGGAUACCCUCAGGAUGUAGAGUAUUAUCGACACUUACAAGAAUUAAUUGAUAAACAGGGAUUAAGAACUCCUGGGUUGGUUGCACCAAUUUGGGAUGAACAAUUAGCCCAUGAACGUCUGAUCUCUGCAGAAUUAAAGAAUAAAAGGCUACAGCAACUUGUUGAGCAUGUGAAAAAGUUAAGAUCCGAAGGAAGGGACUUUGAAUUGCUACAAUGA
Messenger RNA from Lodderomyces orthopsilosis Co 90-125, 1377 nucleotides. Its product is annotated as N,N-dimethylaniline monooxygenase. NCBI's taxonomy places the organism in Eukaryota, Fungi, Ascomycota, Pichiomycetes, Serinales, Debaryomycetaceae. The transcript has a single exon. The record is from RefSeq and is a predicted model, not a curated record. Gene Ontology annotation, molecular function: N,N-dimethylaniline monooxygenase activity; NADP binding; flavin adenine dinucleotide binding. Bases 1 to 1377 code for a protein of 458 amino acids.